Podospora pseudocomata is the source of this 387-nucleotide messenger RNA. RefSeq lists its product as uncharacterized. Gene Ontology annotation, molecular function: flavin adenine dinucleotide binding; oxidoreductase activity. The transcript has a single exon. The record is from RefSeq and is a predicted model, not a curated record. The coding region runs from base 1 to 387 and encodes 128 amino acids. Lineage: Eukaryota; Fungi; Ascomycota; Sordariomycetes; Sordariales; Podosporaceae.
AUGUCCAACAACCGCAACUGGUUCAUCAUCAUCGAUCUAUAUGGGGGUGCCAACUCGGCCAUCACAAAGGUGCCCAGCAACGAAACGGCCUAUGCGUUUCGCGAUCCCAACAAUCACCUCUUUCUUUACGAGUUUUACGACCGUGUAAACUUUGGCUCCUACCCAUCAAAUGGGUUUGAAAUUUUGGACGGCUGGGUCAAGAGUUUCACCGAUGGGCUCACCAGAGACCAAUGGGGAAUGUACAUCAACUACGCCGAUCCGACUAUGAAUCGAACCACGGCGCAGGAUGUCUACUACAGAAAGAACCUGCCGAAGCUGAGAGGGCUAAAGACCGAGCUUGAUCCCACCGAGCUCUUUUACUACCCGCAGGCUAUUCAGCCCAUUUGA